UCAAGGAGUACUUCAACUUGUGGAUCCAUUGCCUUCUCCACCGCUUCAUUCCAGGAACUGAUGAUUGUCUACGAUCGCACGACCUCUUUUUCCACCGCGCACAUGGACUUAAACAUACCAAAUAUGGGAUUCUCUAUCGAUCGGCCGAUUCCUGGGAAGAUAGCAUACGUACUGGAGCUUCAAGCGAAUUUUCCGCUUGUGGUUGGAGCAACGGGCAGCUCGGUCUCUACAUCUGAUGGUCAUGCUCAGCAAGAAGAAAAACUUGGCCACGAACAAGCCCUGCGAUGGAAACUUCGUGCGCUACGUCUGGAGAAAGAAAUCGGAGACUUGAAGGCGAAAUAUGAGGCGGAACAAAUUAGAGCAAUCUCGUUGGCUCGCGUAACCGAAGCGUACUCGUCGGGUACUGGUGUUGCCCAAACGGUGCAAACGAAAACUGUUGAUGGCCAAGAUCAGCAAGCGGCAUCCUCAAGAUCUCAAACUCAAUCUUCUGGAAAUGUGCCUACAAGCUCCGAUGACCGAACUGGCUUCCCAAGCGAAUCGUUGUCUGCACCUGCAACUGAGGGUGUAGGAAAAAAUACCGUCACUACGAGUACGGGUGCAGGAGGCAAGAAAAAAGCGGCAAAGAAGACGAAGAAGGUUCCGGCGACCGACAUCAACUCUAAAGAGCCUAAUUCUCGUGUCACGUCCAAUCCUAAUUCUGGCACGCGACUGGAUCUGGAAACACUUCUAGAGGAGCAUUUCAAAGGCAAGUCGAUUCGUUCCUUUGAUUUCUUGACGUGAAGUGAACGUACCUGGCACGCGUUUCUCUGAUACACGGAUUCUCAACAAACAGACGCGAAUUCUCGGUUCUUUUCAAGGAACACCAAUGCAGGCUCUAUCUUCACCUCGUUUUCCUCCUUUGAACAACUGGCUUCUGCACUUCCUCAAAACCCCACUACAGGAGAACAGUCCCUUCUUCUGUCAACAACGAUCCGCGCUUUGCAGGCUGUUUCUGCCCCAAUGAGGCAUAUUCUCUUCGAAUUUAAUCCAGAAUCAGGAACUCCAACCCAAGCCCGUGAUUCAAACCCUCCUUGUAGUAGCGCCACCAGCGCAAAUACGCACUCCCUCCGUCUCCAAAAACUCAGCGUUCUAUUGAACUAUCUGCUAACCACGAGUAUCCCAUUGAUCUACUCUUCGUCCGCCACACAUAGUCGCACUCAUUCGAGCCGUCAAGGACAGAACACGACAGACUUACGGUCGGCCUCAGGGCCCGGUCUACCGUCGGGACCCAGUGACAACCAAGGCGAAAGGGACAAUGAAGACACGCAAGUCAAAGCCAAUAGUAGUGUUUCGGAUAUCGACCCAGAGCCUGCUUCCGAUCAAGACCAAACUCAUUCAAUCGACGUGCUUCUUGAUUCACUUACGACAUUGGUUGUUAGACCUCUCCUCCAUUCUUUCGUUCCUCUCAGUGAGGGUUUUAUUCACUCACUCUUCGGGGCUAAAAAUUCUGGUUCUGGUGGCGCUGGCGAUGUACGGGACCACCAACAUACCCGAGGCUUUACUGAACCUUCGAGUUCAUCGAAGUUGAAAACACCGCUCGGAUCGUCCACAUCCUCUUCCAAUUCCAAGAACGUUCCUUCUGACCGCCGUAAUCCCGCGACGUCAACAUCCACUUCAAAUGGUACUAGAAUAUCGUCUUCCACCUCCGCCUCUAUCUAUUCAAAUUUACGAACUCAAGUGUUAAGGGUCCUCCAUGAUUUAUUUUUCGUCGUUGACGGAAUGCUUGGAGCUAGCAACACUAGCAGUUCUAGUUCAAACUCGGAACCUCUGACCGAUUUUCCGACUUUUAACCGCGGGAAUUGCGAGCAUUCCAUAGGUUUUGGUUUAGGUUUCAAAGAGUCGGCGUCGCUUACUGUCAUACGCGAAUUACUCGACGUCUACAACUUGAACUUGCCUUUGGGAUGUCAGUUUCGAACGGGGUUUGGUGUCCUCGAACCUGGUUAUACAACCGGAAUGAGAUGUUUUACCCACGCUAACGUCAACGCGAAUACGAAACUCGCCACCCCUUGGGGCAGUAUACAUUCCGGGCCUCCUCCGUCCUCGUCUACCCUUACGACGAAGACGUCAAAGACAAGUUCAACUCAAUCAACUCAAUCUCAAUCUAUUGGUGUUCACACGACGUCGACGGCGACUAGUGAUACGAAAUCAAACCGCGGUGAUGGGGAUAUGAACAUUUCAACAUCAGAUGAACAAAACGGAAAGGUUACAGGUACUUCAACUGAGAGUAGUCGUACUAGCGCCCAUCCCGCUGGUUUCGUCGUCCCGGGGACCGGUAACAAUAUCUACGCAGAUUGCGGAUGCUCACUUCAUCGUCGUCGGCGUGGAUGUCCGAACGCUGAGAGUGAGAAGAACGAGGAUCUAGAAGGAAUGCAAAAGCUGGCGAGGAAGGAUAUGGUGUGGUACUUUUGCAGUGUUUUGCAUUUACUUCUUCCGAGUGAGAGUAGGACGAAUAGCUGUGGACUUGGGUUGUCUGAGCUCGGUGGUGUAGGGGGUGGUCGUGUGAGAGAUUGCGGGAACCGGAUGACGAUAGAUGUCGCGGACGUAAGAAGUGCAGGUGGUGGCGUUGGUAGUAGGUCCUUCGGUCAUGGGCGUGAUGCUGAUGCUAGUUCCAUGAAUGACGCUGUUGGAGGAAGUAGGAGGGAUAAGCGCGUUGGAGACAGCGUAACAACAAACGAUGGUGGAGGAAAGGGUAAGAUUGAUGGUGUUGACGUCGAAUCGGGCCAUGACGGCAUCCAGAUAGACGGCAUCCGGUUGCUCAGGGAAGGUGUUCUGGAAGCCCUUUUGGAGCUGAUAGUCCGUUGUCAGAGACGUGAUACAUCAUCGCGAUCCUGGGGAGGACGAUAUGCGGGAACGAAAAGGGAGAAUGGCGAUGGUGGUCGCUUAAACGUUGAGACUGAGAACGAAGGAGGGAGGAAGGAUGCGGGGUUAGGGCAAGAUGAUAGGGGCGGGGAGGCGGGUUCAGGCGUUGGUGACCAACGUCAUUCUGACAGCAAGAGCAACGAACCCUCGAAUUCGCCUAGGCUGUUCUUGGAGGAGGAAGAGUACCUGAUGUUACUGGGGGUUAUCGAGCAGUACUAUUGGCUAUUGUCUCCGAUUGUGCAAGCUCCCGUCGAAUGAAGUUGUGGCAGAGAAAUACCAGAGGGAGGCUUUUUGGGAGGAUAUAGGCCCAAGGUUUGAUGCAUGAUGGAUUGGGGGUUCUUGAUGCGCUGAAAGACAGUGCGUAUUCUAUCGCUGGGUGAAAAUUCCCAGAUGUGUUCAAACACGAGGUGAUUGACGCUGUGGUCAGUGGCGUAACAGUUACGAUAAAGCGUUGAAGAUAUAGAGUCUAGCAGAAGGAGAGAGAAGGCGAAUUAUGUUUUCCCCCAGAAGGAUUCCAUGGCUAGCGGAAGAUGGCUAAUGAUCAUCCUGUCACACUCUUCCAAUACGAAAGCGCAUGGCUAAAAGUAACUGUAAUCAGUCUAUCAUACUUGCGAGCACUUCAGGCUAAUGAGCUGCAGGGCUGCUCUACGGUAGUAGUCGGUUCGAGCGGGAGGCAGGCAAG
Marasmius oreades (fairy-ring Marasmius) is the source of this 3580-nucleotide messenger RNA. RefSeq lists its product as uncharacterized. The transcript has 2 exons. The record is from RefSeq and is a predicted model, not a curated record. Bases 1000 to 3156 code for a protein of 718 amino acids. Lineage: Eukaryota; Fungi; Basidiomycota; Agaricomycetes; Agaricales; Marasmiaceae.